UCCCGAAAGGCGAAAACCGAUAGUAAAGAACUGCACAAAGGGAAGAGAGAAAAACAAAGAGAAUACAUAUAUAGAGAGAUUUAGAGGGGGAGAGAGAGAGAGAGGGGGAAGAGAGAGGGGGAAGAGAGGGUUUUCGUGUGGAAGGGGAGCUUAGAUGAGAUAUCUUCUCGUAACAGCGAAGUAUUCUGCAGAACUGAACGAGCGGCGAGGCGAGACACCCAGUGUGUUCCUCUCGAUCUGAAUUGCGAGAGUCGCGAAGUUUCAGGGGAGACAGCGAGGGAGAGAGUAUGAGCAGCGGAGCGAGUACUAACACUAAUGGGAAGGGCAAUAAUGGGGUUCCAUCGAUCCCGGCAGCGUCGAGGAAGAUGGUUCAGAGCUUAAAGGAGAUUGUAAACUACCCUGAACAUGAGAUCUACGCUAUGCUCAAAGAAUGUAACAUGGACCCUAACGAUACCGUUCACAGGCUGCUCUCCCAAGAUCCUUUUCAUGAGGUGAAGAGCAAACGAGAAAAGAAAAAAGAGAUCAAGGUGACAGCUGAACCUAGAUCUCGAGGGGUCAGUAGUACUUCAAAUCGAGGAAGGGGAGGUACUGACCGUAAUGUGGGACGUGGUGGCCUCACUAGCGAGACUGGAGGUUUGCGUGGUAAACCUGCAUACAAGAAAGAAAAUGGAGCAAAUGCUUUUCCAAGUUCUUCAUCUUCUGCAUCCGGUAUGGUGGAAACUACUAUCAAUAGACGGCCUACAUCUAGCAGCGAUUUGGUUGCUGCUGAAAGUAAAACACAGACAACAAGCACAGGUGAUGGUAUCUCAUUGGCAUCACAACCUUCUCCGGGAUACCAGCCUGCCUGGUUGGGGGUCCCAGGCCAAGUUUCAAUGGCUGAUAUUGUGAAAAUGGGUCGGCCGCAGAACAAAGUUUCCACUAGUACACCGGUUGUGACAAAAGAGACUUCUUAUGCACAAUAUAAUGCGGUUUUACCAAAUGUGUCCCAACAUACUGUGAAGCAUCCCCCGUUUUCUGGAAAUCUUUCAGAGGAACCACACCAUGACUUGCAUUCAUCACAAGGUGCUGCUUCCACGUUUUCAGAGGUAGUCCAAAAACCAGAUGCUGCUGGAAGCCAUCAUGUUUCUCAUGACGAAUGGUCGUUGGGUGAUAAGUCGGUGGCUACUAGUGGAUCCUCUGUCUUAGAACCAACUGUUGACUCUGAGGCAUAUGGUGAUCAAUCUGAUGCAUGUGUUGAUAGAACUAGUCUGCAUCUGAAUUCCAGAUCAGAUGAUGUCCAAGUGCCAGGUGAAGACACUACUGUUGAAAAUAUUAGCACUGAACAAAUUGAGUCUAUUUCUAGUAGGAACAUUCAGGAAGAUAAUUCUGGUGGUACAUCCCAUUUUGACAACACCUCUUUCCAGAAUAUGGGUUCCUAUCAGCCUCACAGGCAUGCUUUUGAGCAUGAGGAAGCUGAGGAUGUCACUGUAGCUGUGUCGUCAGCUGCAGCAAGCUUACAGCAACUGAAUUUACAAAAGGAGGAGCUAAGACCGUCCUCUGCUGAGGUUAACCCUGCUGUGAUAAUUCCAGAUCAUCUGCAAGUUCCAACUGCAGCUGAGGUUAACCCUGCUGUGAUAAUUCCAGAUCAUCUGCAAGUUCCAACUGCAGAUUGCUCACAUUUGAGCUUUGGUAGCUUUGGAUCUGGUAUUAGUGCAUCUUUUUCUGGGUCAUUUGCAUCUAAACCCUUGAAGGAUAACAUGGAGGAGGCCCCCCUAUCACUUGAUGCUUCAUCAGUUGGCCACUCAGAUACUAGAAAUUCUGAGUACUAUGGAGAUGAACAUCUUAGAUCCACUUCAGAUGGAAAUUUAGCUCCUAGAGCUGGUGCUGGAACUGGAAAUUUUGACUCACCAUCUUCUUCACAACCAGAGGUUUUGAAACCAGAUAAUGCUGAAUCUACACAUGGACAUCAGUACAGCUUUCCGUCUUCUGUACCUGGUUACACAUUUGAAAACACGGCACAACCAAAUGCUGGACUUUCUUAUGCACAAACGAACUCUCAAAUGCAGAAUCUUGCUCCUUUUUCAAGCGUAAUGCAAGCAUAUACAAGUUCUUUACCAAGUAAUUUAUUGGCAUCAAAUGUGCAACCAGCAAGAGAAUCUGAUACUCCCUACUCACCAUUCCUUGCAACACAAUCAAUGCCCACAAAAUACAGCAACACAGUAUCUUCCAUCAGUGGUCCUACCCUUUCUAUGCCAGAGGCAGUGAAGCCAGGCAUUUUUUCUACUGCCCAGCCUACUCCACAAACCUUGCCUGGUAGCAGCAUUGCCACAGGACCUGCUCUUCCCCAACACUUGGCAGUGCACCCUUACUCGCAACCAACUCUCCCAUUGGGACACUUUGCCAACAUGAUUGGUUACCCUUUUCUUCCCCAGAGCUACACAUAUAUGCCCUCUGCUUUCCAGCAAGCAUAUGCAGGUAACAGUGCAUAUCAUCAAUCUCCAGCUGCAGUACACAGUGCUGGCGUAAAAUACACACUCCCACAAUAUAAAAAUAGUGUUUCCGUGAGCAGCUUGCCUCAGUCUGCUGCUGUUGCUUCCGGUUAUGGAGGCUUUGGGAAUUCAACAAACAUUCCUGGAAAUUUCCCGUUGAAUCCUUCCUCCACCCCUGCAAGCACAACAAUUGGCUAUGAUGAUGUUAUAAGCUCUCAGUACAAGGAUGGCAACCAAUUCAUCCCUCUUCAGCAGAAUGAGAAUUCCGGAAUGUGGGUUCAUGGGCUGGGUUCUAGAACGAUGUCAGCACUUCCAGGUAGCACAUAUUACAGCUUUCAGGGGCAGAGUCAACAGCAUGGCGGAUUUCGACAAGGUCAACAACCUUCACAGCAUUAUGGAGCUCUAGGGUACCCAAAUUUCUAUCAGUCUCAGACAGGGGUCUCACAGGAACAUCCUCAGCAAAACCCAAAUGAUGGGACCCUUGGUGGUUCUCAAGGUGCAUCUGCUAAGCAAUCACACCAGAUCUGGCAACACAACUACUGAUCAGCCCUCAAUGGCUUUUCAGGGUUUUGUUGUGAGUUGAAAGUGGCCAGUCAGUCAAGUUGUGGUUACGGUUCCAUUAAGUAUGUGCUUUCGAGUGUUCUAUUCUGGUCAACUGUACAUGCUUAAAAUAGCACUUGAAUGGCUACUGCCCUGUGCCUUGAGGUUGUAUUCUACGUCUCUUGUCGGGGAAUGUUUUCUUAACUUAGGAACGUGUUGCUAAUUUGGGUUUAGUUUCAUUUUUCUUACCUUUGUUUUUCAUAGUGAGGGAAGGCUCUGUCUGGACAGUAGAGUCCUCUGUAAUAGUUAUAUUAUGAAGAUUAGCUAACCAUAGUUUUCACCCCCGCCAUGUGUACUAAUUAUUCGAAAAGUUUUCUCAAGUUCUUUUUUUGGUGCCACUUGUAUUUGUUAAAAAAGUCUUUCAACUUUGUCUAAUCUAAUAGUGAGGUUGAUCUAA
Molecule: messenger RNA, 3465 nt
Organism: Nelumbo nucifera (sacred lotus)
Lineage: Eukaryota; Viridiplantae; Streptophyta; Magnoliopsida; Proteales; Nelumbonaceae
Molecular function (GO): protein binding
Source: RefSeq, a predicted model, not a curated record